Mesocestoides corti is the source of this 777-nucleotide messenger RNA. The record is from the annotation of a GenBank genome assembly. NCBI's taxonomy places the organism in Eukaryota, Metazoa, Platyhelminthes, Cestoda, Cyclophyllidea, Mesocestoididae.
CUCUACCAGUAUAAUGACAUCCACGAUAACGCUGACAUUUCGAAAGUCAAGAAUGCUGUUGACCGAAUACCGCUAAGUGAUUGCUUUUGGUACAUACACAAGUGGGACCCUGAACCCCACCCAGAAACAGGCUUGUUGUCCAUUUGUCUUCGUUGCAACGACUCACUACCCUCAAGUUUUCUUGACAAUAAAGGCUUCGUAGAACUGAAGUUUACUCUAUCGAAGGCAGACCGUUACGCGGACCAGGCUCCUCAUAUGUUUAUAGUUAGUGGACUGGCUGUUCAGAUUAAGGUCACGUUAAGCCGACUUGAGAAAAAGUGGACAAACGCUCGCUGGGCCCUCGGCAUUGCGCUGGCGGCAAAUUACAGUCUCCCUGUGGAUGAACCUUUCAGGAACUCAACAGAAAUUAACAUCAGUGAUGAAAGCGCUCCAGGGACUUUUGAAGAUGUAGUAAUAUUUCUGAGUAAUCGGUCUCAAACAGGUCGCCGACAAUCCUAUGUGACCUGGAAGUCUGUUUGCUACGUUGACAAGACCACAACGGAUUUGAAAAACAGUCGAGCAUUGACUGUGUCCUCUCAGGGCGGUCUGGAAGACCAACUGACAAAAGCUCUUUCAAAAUCCCUGUUACCAAUGCUAAUUGGCGACGUUUCGACUAAUACUACCACUAUUCGGCAGUUGAAUUUGAGUUUUGGAGAACCUGGGGACGGCUUUUAUGCAGCAUCGAAGUACAUUCACUGGUACGUUUGUGAUACGAUAAAACUGCGCAAUUUGGAGUAA